AACACCAGAUUUGGGCUACUCAAACAAUCUUAAUAUGGCGCUUAUGCCACUUUGCAUUAUACAGACAGUUUAAUCGCUUUACUUUUGGAUGGCAGGUUGACUUAGGACAAGAUCAAUUUUUAUUACAACUUUUAACGUGUUCAGUGUAAUAGUAACCAUCAUGCAAACCAUGUGAAAGAAUAUUUUAUUCAUAGCAGCGACGGUGGAUACAUUCAUCUUUGAAUCAUGGAUCAGGUUUUUAUUGAUGAGCGACAAGACAUACAGAAGAAGACAUUUACUAAAUGGAUCAACGGAUAUCUGGCAAAAUCUGGCACACCGCCUAUCAAUGACCUGUUCGAAGAUCUUAAGGAUGGGCAUAAGUUGUUGUCACUUCUGGAAGUGCUGACUAACCAACGCUAUAAACGCGAGAAAGGAUCCAUGCGUGUACACCAGAUCAAUAACCUGAAUAAGGCACUUAAUGUUCUGCAAGAAUGUGGAGUUAAGCUUGUUAACAUAUCCAGUGAUGACAUCAACUCGGGAAAUGCUAAAUUAACACUAGGACUGAUAUGGUUGAUUGCGCUGACGUUCGAUGGACAGAAACUCGUUAAUUCCCAAGCUAAAAGCGGCAUUGAAAAGUCUCUUUUGGUUUGGGCUCGGCAGUUGGCGGAUAAAUAUGGCAUAAAGGUUAAUGAUUUUUCCACCAGUUGGUCCGAUGGGUCGGCCUUUCUGGUUAUACUUUCGGAGGUGAUCGAAGCGAUAAAUUUACAAGAGGCACUGAAGAAGCAUCCCAUUGCAAGGCUUCGUAUGGCAUUUGAUUUGGCGUAUCAUCAUCUCAACAUAGAGCAGCUGUUGGAUCCGGAAGAUGUGAAUACCAGCAAACCGGACAAAAAAUCUAUUCUCAUGUACGUGAUGUGCUUGUAUAAUGCCAUAGAUUCGAGGAAAAUCGCUCGCCAACAGAGUGUACAACAUUUGGCACAACAUGCCGAAAGUUUGGAGGAAAUUCAACUCCUUAGUGAAAAAGAAAUGGACGAUGCAACAGAUACCGAUGAUAACCUGAGAAACAACAACGUUCAUGAGCAAAACAAUGUCUCAACCACACACGAGGGUGAAGUGAACCAUCCUGGCAAUGAUACCCACUUGGAGAAUGUAUCUUUGGCGAAAUCAAUUGACGAUUUGCGAAACUUUAAUCGUGAUAACAAAAUAACAAUUCCAAAAAGUAUGCCCAUUGUGAGAUCCAUAGAGCAUACUGAAUCAUUCAGUUCCAAUUUUAAACUUACUGAUUCGGUUGUACUAGGAGAAAAAGUUGAAGGUUGGGAGUCAAAAACAUCGCGUCCAGUUUCAACGGCGACAAAUUUUUCGACUGAAUUUAGUGGAUAUCAGAUAGCCGUCGAAGAAGUGUUGACCAUGCUGCUUGAGGCGGAAGAUUUUUUCUCAAAAGAAGUAGUCGAUUCCAACGAUUUGGCCGAGGCCAAACAGCAAUUCCACAGUCACGAGGAGUUUAUGAAGAAACUGUUAGAGUAUCAAACUUUCGUUUGUGGCGCUCUCGACGAAGGCACGAGACUGAUAAGCGAAUCGCAAUCCAAUGGAUUGGAUCUAGAGGGGCAAAAUGAAAUCAAACAUCAGCUGUUUCUGCUGAAUGAACGUUGGGAAAUGUUACGUGUAAAUUCUUUAGAAAGACAGGCGCAAAUUCAUAAACGAUUGGCCACACUCCAAAUGCAAAAGAUUGAUGAGUUGAGUAACUUCCUGAGGAUGACGGAAGAAAGGAUUUCUCACAUGCAAAAUAUUGGUCCGACACCCGUCGAGCUGAAAGUGCAGCUUGAGGAACAUAAACGAUUACAGCAUGAUAUGGAAAAACAGGAAAUUCUUGUAGAAAGUUUAAGUAAUUUGGUAAUUAUCAUUGAUUCCGAAAGCUUCAGUGAUUUGGAGGACAAACUAUCGGCUCUCGAAGAGCGUUGGUCGCAUUUGCUCAAGUGGAUCGGUAACCGUUGGGAUAAACUGCAAAGUUUAAGCCAGCGCUGGACGAAACUUUCGGAGCGAUACAGAGUAAUUUGUCGUUGGAUUGAUUGCCGAGAGCAAAACUUGAAAAAGAUGGAGUCCUACGAGUCGGCCGAGAUGGGUGCCAUGAUGGAGCGCAUAAGUUGCCUGCAAUAUUGCAAGAAUGAUAUCAACAUGCUUGGUAAAAGUUUACGAGAGCUAGAAAGCGUUGCCCAGGAACUAGAUGACGAAGGUUAUUCAUCGUUAAACAUUUUGACAAAAGUUGAACAUCUAACAGACAUGUGCGACGCCCUUAUCCAGAUUAUUCAAGCCCAGAGUGCUCGGGUUGAAAACAUGGGGUUUCAGAUACCCCCAGUUUCAAACAUCGGCAGCCUAGUAAAGCCAAAUUCGUGGGAAGAUUUUCAAAUAAAGAUCUCUGAGGAAACAGACGUCGAUAAACCCGUACCGGAAGUUGAUAAUUUGGACAGUUCCGAAUAUUACCUUCCACAGUCGGAAAAGAAACGUAAAAUUGAACAACCCGAAGGAGUAGUGCAGUUGAACGAGUGUAUGUUUGGACUGCGGAGUUCACUGGAUAAUUGUGUUUCAAGACUGGAUCGAUUUGAGAGAUUUCAGAUGAAGGAUCGAUUGCUGUUGAAAGAGGUGGAAAACUGUGUGAAGACCUGUAACGAAGAGCACAAUUUCGCAAGACAAAAGUUGUCCGAAUGUGAAAGGAUGUGCAACGUUAACUUGGAAAUUGAGAGCCAGCAACUGAAUGAGCUGGGAUCACUUUUGUAUUCGAUAGAACAAAAAGUAACUACAUUCAACGUUCAGUGGGAACAGAUACUUGCUGAAGAAAAGUUGAGCAAUGAUUUGACGAGAUUUAAGCUUUCGCUGGCAGACACACGUGAUUGGUACCAGCAGCACGCAACAAUGUCCACAGUUGAUGAGCUUGAAAAGCGUCUGCUAAGCAUGAACUCAAUUGCCAACGAUAUUGAGGAGAGUCGUCAAAAGCUGAAACAUCCAGACGCAAAAUCCCAAGCAACAAAGGCCGAUUUUGAUCAAUUUUAUGCAAGCUGGGUGGACAUGAAGAAUGCCAUUUAUCAGAUAAUAAUCGACAAAAGCAGUUUUCGAAGCUCGGAUGAAAAUAUUCAAAAAAUGCAAGCGCUUAUUGACCAGGCAGAACGUCAAAUUGUUGUGUACAGCGAUAUUGAGCACACGCAUCAAAAUUUAGAAGCACUUCAUUCCGUUAAAGCAGUUUAUACAAAAUUGCGUGAAGAAGGGUAUGACGACUUGGCUUCUAGGCUUUCGAUCGAUGGAAGAUUCACGGAACUCGUAACGAGCUGGAGAAAUAUUCCACAAGCCUUAAAUGAUACUAUUAUCAAGCAAAACAUAGUGAUUGAAAACAUGAACCACUUUUAUGCUGAGCAUAAAAGCAUUCUGCAAAACUUGGCUCAAAUUGAGCUCGGCUUGCAAGAAGAGAUUUUCAUCCCAGGAGAAAUAAAAACGCUUCAACUGAAAAAUGUCGAAUACGUAAAGCAUGCAACAGAGUUGAAGAAAAUUGACAUUGAUAUAAUAAGUAUUAAAAAUUUCGCUGAAACUGUGUUUGAAAAGUGUGAAUCUGAGUUUAAAACUGAACUGCACAGAAAAAUACAAAUUCUUGUUGAGCAGCACGAGAAAGUAAACGCAUUUUAUAAAAACAACUAUUCCAAACUAACACAAAUCACGAGCAUAUCUGAAUCUAUACUAACGAAGGUGCACGAAACUGAACUGUGGUUAAACGACUUGGAAAAGAAUACACCGAAAAAUUUAAACUCAGAAAUCAACAAUUUGAACGAGCUCUACCAGAUAAAGUCGAAGUUUUGUGCGCUCAAAGAAACCUGUGAACAGCAGACCGCCAAGUUUCGUGAGCUGAAUGAGGCUGGCAAUGAGAUUUUGCUGCAAAUCGACGAAAUGAUUCAGAGCAAGGCGGAUAACAAAGCGUCACAUUUGGCAAAAAAGUUCACAAAGCUGAAUGCCCGAUGGAACGAGGUAACAUCGUGUGUUUACCAACGUACUGGGCUUUUGGAGCAUAUUUCCGGUCAAUUGGGUGAGUUUAAGACUCUGGUUGUAGGUGAAACAAAUUACCUUGACAAACUCGAGAAGCUCUUGCGCCGAAGUCCGGAAAAUGCGGCGGAUGCAGAAGAAAUUUCAGAAGAACUAGACGAUAUCGAAAACUACAUUCGGAACCAUCCAGAAGCACGCUUUGAUAAAAUCAUUGCGAUCGGAACCGAACUUUGCAAUUUAGAGUUUAUGGUUUCGUUAAUCGAAAAAGAUUUACAAACCAUAAGCGAUAGAUGGGAAGCUCUACAGAUUCAGGCCAAACAACGAACUACAAUGCUAGAGUUAGCCGUUAAGGAAGCGCAAUCGUCGGAAAGGCAGGUCAUUUGUCUGCAGCAAUGGAUCUUUCGGAUCGAAAGUAUAUUGAACGAAUUUCUCGAGAAUGAUACAACGGUUGAAGAUGUGCCGCAUGAUUUUCAAAAACUUCAGGAUGAGUUUGAAACUCAAGAAAAAAUGCUGCUAGAGACGAAGAAAAAGGUUGACCACUACAAGCAGGAGGGCAAGUUGGAGGCAGCCAAUCGCUACCAAGACCAAAUAAAACUAUUGGAAUCCCAGUUUCGAGCUUGUAAAAAGAAGUUGGAUCAGCUCACAUCACCGCAGGCAACGUUUGAAACGAAAUUGAACCACGCUCUUGUGAAGCUCAGAAAUGUGGAAAAAAGUACCAUAAUUCUGGAUCCUUUCUCCGCGGGUCCAUUGAACCUCCAGGAUCAGUUGCAGCACUGUCUGAAAAUGUACCGAAUGUUGUCGGAGGUGAAGAGCGAGAUUGAGCAAGUCAUUCGAACAGGGCGCAAGCUUUGCGAGGAUAAAUCAACAAAAAAUGCUGCGAAGCUUAGUCAACGGAUAGAUACGCUUAAAAAUUUAUACAACUCGCUGGGAGAGAUUGUAACACAGUCGAAAAUUACGUUGGAAAAUCUCCUCAGGAUUAUGCGUUGCUUGGAGGAAGAAUUGAUCACUGUCGAACGGUUGUGCAGAGAGAGCGAAACUGGACAGUUGACGGAUGAUGAGAGAAAUACGUUUUCGGAAAAAAUAGCUGAAUGCAACAAUCUUUACGAGGAAUAUACUAAAACGUGUGAUAGCAAACAUUUGGAAGAUUUCGAAAACCGUAUAAAGAAUGCACAAAAUAUAUUUCAAAAACUUUGCCAGUCUGAAAGAAAUAAAAUAGAAAAUCAAGAAGCAGACAAUGGUUUGCAAGAUGCAAACCCAGUUGGUGAUAAUGAAUCAAAAACUAUUCCAACGGAUGCAAACCAAACAAACACCAAGAGUGAUGUUGAUGUUGAGAAUGUCUUGGAGAAAGUUUCACGAAUGUUGGAGGGUGACCAAUCCCAUGCAGACACGAACCACGAGAUUGUGGUUUUGAGUGACACGGUACGCCAGCGUCGGGCGAGGACCAUGAACCUACAGCAAACUGAAGGAAAAAAAGAACCACAACAAAAGGAUCUCCAGUUACCGGCCACAUUCAGACUCGCUGAAAAAAGUGUCCUCUUUUCCCGGGUUUCAAAUAAUGAGCCGUUGAAUGAGACCAAACUCACCUCAAACAUGCAGAGCGAAAUAGAACGCAACAAGUGCUCAGUAGUUGAGAUUAAAGAGAAGAAUAUUCCGACGAAAAUGUCCGUCCAGAAUGUAGAAAUUUGUCCCUGGGACGAACCUAUGCAUGGUCAACUGGUAGAUAAUAUUAACGUUCUGGAAAUGUGCCAAACUUUCGAACCAGAAUUCGUCGAAACAGUGAACAUAAUCGAUGCGUCAGAGUCUGACACCAGCUGUCCAUCUCCAAAGCUGGAAUCUCGUGACAAAAUGAAAGACGUUUUGUUAAUGGAAGCCACAAUCAAAACUGCAAACACCAAAAGAAAACCGACUUCUCAAAAUGACUGCGGUGUCCUCAUGGGGAGCAAGAGAUUCUUCGACUCGACGAAAAUUUGCAGGAGUUUUAAUAUUUCUAGCGAGGAGCGUGACAGUUUCUACAAUUCCGACAACGAAAACUACGACGAACCGCUCAUGUUUUCCGAAGACGAAGAUAUUCCAAGAUAUUCUUUUGAACUGGCUGCGGAUUCGGACAGUGACACGAGUCGUCUCGAAACGUUGGACAUUACAAAAAUGAGUGAAACAAGUGUAGAAUUGGUCCAACCAGACGAACUACCAUCCCCUCCUCUCAAUUCAGACGUUUAUCGGUAUGAUUCAUACAAAAAACUAACCUCUCUCGAACAGCGUGUUAACGAGUUUGACAAAACCGCCAAGUACAUGAUCAAAAAGCUCGACCAAAUCCGAGAACAGCUAAGCUCGUGCGGUGGUGGAACAAACACGAUUGAAAACCUGAAGCUAACGAUAGCACCGGAUGCGGCCACAUUGAUAUCACAGGGAGAUACUUUGAUUCUGGAGACGCAUGGUAAAUCGAAAACUCUAACGCAGCGCUUGAUGGAAACGCAAGCCAAUUUGAGAGAUAAAUUCAAAAGUGUUCAAAGCUUUCGGAACUAUCAAGACCUGGAUGCAACUCCACAGCAGCUGAAUUCAACGAACGAUAAUGACGGCUCCUUCAACGAUUCAACUCACAGCAAGUCGAUUGACCUGGAUGAGAUUACAACGAAAGUGCUCAAACGAAUCAAUGACUUGCUGGUCAAACCAAUUGCCAAAGAUAACGAAGCAGAGCUGACUAAGCGAAUUUUGGACAUAAAAGAAAGGCAAGAGGAAGCCAAAUUGGCCAUUGAUGUUGCAUCGCAAACAGCACCAUCGGAAUCAGUGUCCAACAUCAUGACUGUUAUAAGAAAUGGAAUGCGCGAUUUAUCACUUCAUUUUGACGAAAUCAUUGCCAUAUUAUUUUCAAUUAAAAAGGGAAACAUGAUGGAUGUUUCUAGUUUGUUAAGCGAGCACGAAUUUGCAAAAAGUUUGCUUGGAGAAACACUUUCUUUUACCGGUGAAACAGGACCGAUUGACGAUACGUUAACUCGAACGCUUCGGAGUACCAGAGAACUUAUUUCCGAACCAUUGACGAAUCGAACGGAGGAAGGUCUCUCACAGAGACUGUACGAAAUAAAGGAAAAACAAGAAGAAUUAAAAUUGAUUAUUGAAGGUGUUAAACUUUCCGGGCAGAACGAGCUAAUAAGAAGGCGAAUGGAUAUUCUGGAGAGAGUCACGAAAGAUCUUUCCGCUCAUUGUGAUGAGGUUGUGAAUGCAUUGGCAGCCUUAAACCGUACUCGUGAAUAUGGCGCUCAGCAGGCCCAGAAUGCCAAAGCUAAUGAAAAUGCAGAAAAGUUCGAGUCUAGCGUGCAAGGUUCGAAUGCGGUUAAUUCUAGAGCAAGGUCCGUGCCCGAAACAUCUGCAAGUAGUGUUGAACAGUCCAUGUCUCAGAUAGCAAACUGGCUUCAAUUGGAACAUGAAUUGUUGAAUAAGCACUGCGUAGUUUUUGGUGAUACCGAUAUGAUGCUCUCUGCCAUCGAAAAGGGAAAGAACACAAUCAAACAGCUAGAGAAUAAGAAAGCACAAAUUGAUGAAAUAGUCACGGUCGUAGACAACUUAAAAUCAGAUACCAACUAUCAGUAUUUAGAAAAUAAAGCUACUCGAAUGCGCGAUCAGUGGGAGGACACAUCACAAUCCGUUCUUGAGCGUAAAUCCCAGCUUACAGCGAUGCUUGGUGAUUCGCAGAGAUAUGAAGCAAAGAGAAUCGACAUCGAGAGCUGGUUAAAUCGCAUGGAGUCGCGAUCGGAGCGAAUGGGAGUGGUAGCCACCACAGCGGACGUGCUGGAAAUUCAACAGAAAGAGCAAAAAUCCUUCCACGCUGAGCUGCAUCAGUAUAAGCAUCACAUUGAACUAUUCAAUCAGCUGACGCAGAAAUUGAUUGCUGUAUAUCCAUCGGAUGACACAUCACGGAUCAAGCGGAUGACGGAAUCUGUAAAUCUUAGAUAUAACAAUUUGAAUAAUGCUGUGAUAUCGCGAGGAAAAUCACUUCAUGCAGCAGUUCAUUCGUUGCAGUCAUUUGAUAAAUCAUUGGAUCAGUUUUUGGGAUGGCUCAGCGAAGCAGAAUCGCUUUGCGAGAAUACUGAAUCUGAAAUAGAUAGAAAUCCACAUUCAUUUAAGGAUUUACAAUCGGAAAUAGAGUCACAUCGAAUAAUAUACGAGCGUCUCGAUAGCACAGGGAAAAAACUCUUGGGCUCGCUGACCUCGCAGGAAGAUGCCGUAAUGUUGCAGCGUCGCUUGGAUGAAAUGAACCAAAGAUGGAACCAUCUGAAGUUCAAAAGUGUUGCCAUCAGGAACCGUUUGGAGUCCAAUUCCGAACACUGGAACGCUUUGCUGCUAUCGUUGAGGGAACUCACAGAAUGGGUCAUUCGCAAAGAUACAGAGUUGACCUCCUUAGGCCUGGGACCUAUGAAAGGUGAUGCUGCGAGCUUGCAGAAACAAACGGACGAUCAUAGAGCUUUUCGGAGACAGUUGGAGGAUAAACGACCUGUGGUUGAGAACAACUUGCUGACAGGUCGGCAAUACAUUGCCAAAGAGCCACCAUUGUCUGAUACCAGUGAUUCUGAAGCGAUUGAUAGUGAAUCACGAUAUCUGUCCGCUGAAGAGCAAAACAAAGAAUUGACGCGUAGCAUUCGUCGUGAAGUUAGUAAAUUAUCCGAACAGUGGAAUCACUUGAUUGAUCGUUCAGACAACUGGAAGCACCGUCUGGAGGAAUAUAUGACGAAAAUGCGCCAGUUUCAGAAGGUUUUGGACGAUUUGAGUUCCCGCGUGGCUUCGGCCGAAACGUUGACACAGUCCUGGACCACGCCGGUCACGACUGCCGAUUCGGCCGAGCAAAUGCAACACCUGCAGCGUUUGAAAGACAAAAUGACCACUGCCGGGGCUCUGCUGGAUGACUGCAACGAACAGCAAGGUUUCUUCACGGCCAAUCACGUGCUUGUACCGAAUCAGUGUCUUGCCAAACUAGAGGAUUUGAAUACGAGAAUGAAAUUGCUACACAUUGCUAUGGAUGAACGACACAAAAUUCUAAUAGCAAACGGAGCCAAUCAAUCCUCGACAGCGGAUCCAGAUGGUAACAAAUCGACGCAUGGCAUUAGUACCGGUACCAUUGGCCCCAUUCCAAAUUUAGCGACGAGUGUAAAACCACCAUGGGAGAGAGCUAUCACACCAGCCAAUGUGCCUUACUACAUCAACCACGAGAGAGAAAACACGCAUUGGGAUCAUCCGGAAAUGAUUGAGUUGAUGAAAUCGUUGGCAGAUUUGAACGAUGUGAGAUUUUCUGCGUACAGAACAGCGCUUAAGCUGCGCACAGUCCAGAAAAGAUUGGCAUUUGAUCGGCUGACCAUGAACGUUGCAAUAGAGUCGUUUGACCGGCACGGAUUGCGGGCGCAGAAUGACAAGCUGAUUGACAUCCCGGACAUGACCACAGUGUUGCACUCGCUGUACGUGACCAUUGAACCUAUUGACAUGCCGUUGAUGUUAGAUUUAGCAAUAAAUUGGAUUUUGAACGUGUAUGAUUCUCAACGUACUGGCCAGAUUCGUGUUCUUAGCUUUAAGGUUGGUUUGAUUUUACUGUGCAAGGGACAUCUCGAAGAAAAGUAUCGCUACUUGUUCCGCUUGAUUGCCGACCUGGAGAAAAAGGUGGACCAGCGGAAGCUGGGACUGCUACUGCACGAUUGCAUACAAGUUCCACGCCAGCUCGGCGAAGUGGCCGCAUUCGGAGGUUCGAACAUUGAACCAUCGGUACGUUCGUGCUUCGAGCGCGCCGGCGUCAACCAGAACGGCGAGCCGCUUGAGACCGCGAUCGAGGCGCAACACUUCCUAAACUGGCUUCAACACGAGCCCCAGAGCUUGGUUUGGCUUCCCGUUUUACACCGGCUGGUAGCAGCUGAAGCAGCAAAACAUCAAGCAAAAUGUAAUAUCUGUAAGGAGUAUCCGAUUGUUGGCUUCCGGUACCGAUGUCUGAAAUGUUUCAACUUCGACAUGUGCCAGAAAUGUUUCUUUCUGGGUCGCAAUGCCAAAAACCAUAAAUUGUCGCAUCCUAUGCAUGAAUAUUGCACAACGACUACAUCGACGGAAGACGUCCGUGACUUUACCCGAGCCUUGCGUAAUAAGUUCAAAAGUCGGAAAUAUUUUAAGAAACAUCCCCGUGUGGGAUAUCUCCCCGUCCAAAGUGUCCUGGAAGGGGACGCACUGGAGAGCCCUGCUCCUAGUCCACAGCACGGGGCGCACACGCUGCAAAAUGACAUGCACUCACGACUGGAAAUGUACGCCUCGCGGUUGGCCCAGGUCGAGUACGGGACACGCAGCAGCUCCACUCCGGACAGUGACGAUGAGCACCAGCUGAUUGCGCAAUAUUGCCAGUCCCUGCCCAACAAUGGCGGCCCGAAAUCACCGAUUCAAGUUAUGGCAGCAAUGGAUGCCGAACAGCGUGAAGAGCUGGAAGCCAUGAUCAAGGAUUUGGAGGAUGAAAACUCUUCCCUGCAAGCGGAAUACGAACGGCUCAAGUCCAAGCAAACUUCAAUUACCACCCCAGAUGAAAAUCAAGCAGGAGCCAACGGCGGAAAUGAUAUGGUUGCCGAAGCCAAGCUGCUGCGCCAGCACAAAGGAAGGUUGGAAGCCAGAAUGCAAAUUUUGGAAGAUCACAACAGGCAACUGGAGGCGCAGUUGCAACGGUUACGCCAGCUGCUCGAUGAGCCAAACAAUUCUAAAGCUUCGACACUGCAGACACGGUCUGUGACGGCAUCCCAGCUGAAUACGGAAUCGCCCGUCAAGUUCCAGCAAAAUGGUCAUCAUGAUCAAAAAUCAAGUCUAGAAAAUGGCACAUCGUCGGGAUCUUUUCAUAACAACGCCGGUAUAUCAGGCCUGAGUAGUGGUGGUGGUGAUAACGAUCGUAGCAAGCCUGGUGUCGGCAAAAAUGAGAAUAACAUUGGGGUCAGCUUCGCCUCCUCGGAUGCGAGACCACCGCCUCCUCCACAUACAAGUCUAUUGCACAUGGCGGGUGAUUUGAACAAAGCAGUCGAAGAGCUCGUUAACGUAAUAACGGAGCAGGAAAUCGAACAACAAAAUGACAACGGGGUUCACGAUUUGACUGAUUAGUAGUGUUCGGGCGUUGAUUGUCAAUCGAGGCGAUGUCACAAAGUUUUCCAACACAUAAUUACAUAUUAAAAUAUGCAGCGUUAGAAACAUAUUGUUUCUCGGUAUCUUAUGAUGAAGCAUUCUAGAUUGCGUAACGCGAAUAGAAAAGAUAGGCCUAAGUUUAGUUUGAUUAUAUUUUAUCAUGUUUUUAUUUUUAAUAUCAGCAAACAAUCUGGAUAAUAUGUCAAUAUCAGUUUAUGUGUGUUUAUUACAGCGUUUUAAAAUAAAAGUUACAGGGAAAUAUGCGGAUUUUAUGUGGAGAUACAAAAUGUGUAGUCAUAACGUUACGUGAUUUUAGAAUGAUCCCUAGUACAUAUUCAAACUAUGGCCCAAAUAUAAACCUCCGCUCAAUUCUUGGUGAAAUUGUCAGAAAAAGGCUAGUCAACCAUGUUUGCGUUUUAUCAAAUAGAACACAUCAUAAAUGUAUAUUUAAUCAAACAAGAAUUUUCUUUUUGUGAAGAAAAAUGACGUUCAAUAUGAAAUUUCCUCAAAUAAUUUAGUUUUUUUUGUCACUCAAUGGGCAGUAAACGAUCGUUUACUAAAUCUUUGCUAUUAUCACCCUGAAAAUAAAAAUGAUAAUCAAACUCUUUUUUUAAUCGUGAAACGUUAACAUAAAUAAAUUCUAGGAAAUUAUCAAGCAUGUUUGAAACAUAAUCUUAACUCACACAUAUCUUAUCGCAAACACAUUUGAAUGGUAAAAAUUUUCACGCGGCUUCAAUUGAGCGGUGGUUUAUUUUAUAAUUAAAAACUGUACUGUAUAAUAUAGUUAAUCCAAGAAUUCUGCAAUCAAUACCAUAAUUCUAAAUUAAGCCCACAUGAAUAAAGAAUUUCUUUUCUAACGAUAUACUAACAUUUCCAAUAAAUAAUAUUAAAAAGCUGUAUACAAUCACUAAGUAUAACACACUCUUGAAGACAGUGUCAUAAACCAUUGAAUUUAGUACAGCAUUCAUAUCAAUAAAAUGUACCUUGGCAUUGAAGCAAAACAAAUGUAUAAGGAAAGACUGCUCGUGCUCCCGGCAAGCCCCAAACAAGUCGGUUGGUAUUGUGAUUCCAAUAUUUUCACAAGCAGAGUGGCAUCAUUCCUUAUACAACAACUGCUUAAACUUUUAGUUGAAUAAUCAAUUUGUGGAACAACUUAUAUCUUACAUACAUAUCCCUGGGAUAGAAACAAGUUUCUAUACAUUGUUCUCAUAAAUAGUCAACAUUUUUUGAUCCAACACAACAGUAUAUCAACAGAAUCGAAAUUAUAAGUCUUCACAGUUCGGUAAAGAAUAUGUAUGGUUAUAGUAUACUGACAUUAAACUAGCGAAAAUAAUGUAUUAUUGCAUUUCAUAUCCGGUACCCGUUACAAGCGUAAACGCUUGUCGUAGUAAAAAUGUCUGUUAUCAAUUAAAAAAGUAUUUCAUUUGCAUGUCAAUCUGGUCAAAUCAGUUAUAAAACUACUUCAAACUGGAGUUUAGAGGAACUUUUUGAGCAUCAAAAUCUAUUUGUAUGCAAUCAAUCUAUGUUUUAAGAAAACUUAUUAUUUUUAUUUAUUUCUGCAAAAUUUAAAGUGUCUUAUAACUUAAACAAGGUUAAUGUAAUGCAGCUUUCGAAUUUAAUGAAAUCUAAAAUAUCUAACAUAUUAGGUCCAAAUAAAAUUUUGAAAUUUAAUGUGAAAAAUACUUUGUAAGUCAAUUACUAUCUUUUUGUUUUGUUUUUAAUCCCACAUUCCUUAGUUCCUUUUCACUCCAGUUAAGAGUACUUUAGCAGGAGACUAGCGAUUGUCUACAUACAUAGUACUUAUUAUGAAACAUUAUCGGAAAUAUGCUAAGGCUGAAACAUUUCUCAAGUAAGCACAACAGUGUUGAUAUAUCGAAAUAGAAAUAAUAAAGCGCAAUACGUAGAAAAAAA
Messenger RNA from Culex pipiens pallens (northern house mosquito), 13026 nucleotides. RefSeq names its product dystrophin, isoforms A/C/F/G/H. The transcript is spliced from 38 exons. Gene Ontology annotation, biological process: synaptic signaling. The record is from RefSeq and is a predicted model, not a curated record. NCBI's taxonomy places the organism in Eukaryota, Metazoa, Arthropoda, Insecta, Diptera, Culicidae. Gene Ontology annotation, molecular function: zinc ion binding; protein binding. Bases 226 to 11094 code for a protein of 3622 amino acids. Gene Ontology annotation, cellular component: plasma membrane.